AUGACCGCAGCCAAGGCAUACGUCGCCGAGUUCGUUGGCACCUUCAUUCUGACAUUCACUGUCGGCUGCAACGUUCUCAGUGGGCAAACCAUCGGGGCUGGGGCGUCGAUCGGGUGUUCCCUGAUGGUAGCCAUCUACGCCUUGGCGCCGAUUUCCGGAGCGAACUUCAACCCUGCGGUGUCUGUCUCGCUCGGCAUCGUUGGCAAGCUGCCCUGGAAGGAUGUCGCGCUCUAUUCGGUGGUGCAGGUCUUGGCAGGCAUGCUCGCGGGCCUCCUCUCCGACAUCCUGUAUGGGGCUGCCCUUGCCCUCGGACCCGUGGGCGACUUCUCGUGGUGGCAGGCGGGCAUAUGCGAGCUCCUCUACACGUUCAUGCUCUGCUUCGUGGUCCUCAACACCGCCUGCUCUGCGGCGAACGCGGGCAAGCGUCAGUUCUAUGCCCUCUCGAUCGGCUUCAUGAUCGUGGCGGGCGCGUACGGGGCGGGCGCCGUCUCUGGCGGCUGCUUCAACCCCGCCGUGGCGCUCGGCCUCCAGGCAGGCAGCUUGAGCCGUGCGAGCUUCGACAGCCUGAGCUCGUUCCUGGGGUGGUCUCCGCUCUACGUGGCGUUCGAGCUCGCUGGCGCCGUGGUGGCGGCAGGCUGCUUCCAGGCGGUGCGGCCCCCGCGCUUCGAAGAGGGGCGUCCGGCGAGGAUGCUGGCCAAGGUGACGUCGGAGAUCCUCGGGACCUACAUGCUUGUGCUCACGGUCGGGCUCAACUGCUUGGCGGAGGCGAUCGGAGCGAGGGAUGCCGUUAUCUACUGGGGCGCCCAGGUGAUCGGGGGGAUCCUUGCGGCUGGGACCUACAUGGGCAUCUACGCGGGGGAGACCCUGGGAUUCGGCGACGGGUUCGGCCCCGGCAAGGGGUUCGGCCUGUGGUGGGAGGUGGCGGUGGCCGAGGCGUUCUUCACGUCCGUCCUCGCCUUCGUCGUGGUUAGCGUCGCCUGCUCGCCCAGCGCGCGCAGAGGCAGCUACUCGGAGGUAUUCGGCCUGAACCCCGCGGUGUCCAUCGGCAUCGCGGCGAGCCAGGCGAUGGGCGGCUCGGGCUUCGGUGGCUUCCUCAGGGAGGGGUGGGUCUACACCCUGUCUGAGAUGGCCGGUGCUGGCGCCGCGGCGCUUGUGUAUUUCUUGACGCACGCCGACAGGUCGGAGGAGUCGGAGGAGUCGGAUGACGAGGAGAGGGAGCGUCUGAAUCCGUCCGACGACGAGGAGGAGCAGUCCCUCAUGGGCAGCUGGUGCUCUCGCUGA
This is a messenger RNA of Prorocentrum cordatum, 1281 nucleotides long. Lineage: Eukaryota; Dinophyceae; Prorocentrales; Prorocentraceae. The record is from the annotation of a GenBank genome assembly.